Carassius auratus (goldfish) is the source of this 656-nucleotide messenger RNA. RefSeq names its product CMRF35-like molecule 8. The annotation marks the transcript as partial. The transcript has 5 exons. The record is from RefSeq and is a predicted model, not a curated record. NCBI's taxonomy places the organism in Eukaryota, Metazoa, Chordata, Actinopteri, Cypriniformes, Cyprinidae. Gene Ontology annotation, cellular component: plasma membrane. Gene Ontology annotation, molecular function: transmembrane signaling receptor activity.
GACUGUAACAUUAGUCACAUAAUUUGGUUUCAUAUUUCAGUAAAAUGUUCAGCAUGUGUGUCGUUCUGCUCGUCUUUUCCAGCAUCUCUACAGCUGUUGUUGGUGCUCCAGAAACAGUCACAGGACACAGAGGAGAGAGAGUAGAUAUCAGAUGCAGAUAUGAAUCUGGAUAUAAAUCGAAUUCAAAGUAUUUAUGUAAAGGAGAGUGUAUCUAUGGAUUUAGAAACAUUGUGGUUAAAUCAGGAUCUCCAGCUGAAGACGAGAGAUUCUCUCUGACUGAUGACAAGAGGACCAGAGUUUUCACCGUCAGCAUCACUGACCUGAGAACAGAGGAUACAGGACGAUACUGGUGUGGAGUGGAGAGGAUUUUAUCUGAUGUCUAUUCAGAGAUUAAGUUGCUGGUUAAAGAGGAUCAGAUUCAACAAACCACCAGCAUCACAACCACAGAAAGAAAAACCACUAUCACAGAUCAGGACAGCUCCUCAACGGGUGAUGUCUGGAGCACAGAGUCUGUCAUCUACGUCUCUGUGGGGUUAGUCCUCGUGAUGAUCAUCUUCCUCGCUGCGCUGACGGUGUUGUGUAGGAAGAGAAGGAAGAAAUCACCAAGAGUUACACAAUCUGGGCUUUCACCACAAGUCUCCAUUGUGCUUCUUCCC